UUUUCCAGAAAUAAUUCGUCUCUUCGUCAUUUGUACACUCUCCCCCUCUCGCCGUCGAAGAUGAGCUCCCGUGGUAAGAAGAUCAAGCGGGCGGAACCCGACCCGGAUCCGAGCCUCGUCGGACCACCCAUCUCCGCCACUGAAGCAAUCGAGAGAUGGCCGUUCCGCUACAGAUAUUCAAAGUCGAUGAAACUGGGUGCGGUGGACAUUCCGACGCGCAGAGGUUUGGAGGGAGAGAAGGAUAUGAUGCAAGCUAAGCAUCACUAUUUACAAGCCAAGGUCGACGGAGUUCUGUUCAAUCUAGACGAUGAUGCUUAUGUCCAAGCUGAGGAUGGAAAGCCAGAUUAUAUAGCUAAGAUCCUUGAAUUUUUCGAAGGAUUAGAUGGGGAACCAUACUUCCGAGCUCAGUGGUUUUACAGACCUGAAGAUACUGUAAUCAAGAACCAUGCAUAUCUUGUGCAAGAAAAAAGAGUAUUUCUUUCUGAUGUGAAGGAUGACAAUCCCCUUAAUUGCAUUGUUUCCAAAGUAAAGAUCGUUAAAGUUCCACCAAAGCUUGCUUCAGAAACUGAGAGCGUCAUUCCACCGUGUGAUCUUUACUACGACAUGAAGUAUCAUUUGUCCCACUUGACAUUUUCAAGUGCAGAUAAUGAAAGCUCCAAUGUCGAGAGUGAUGCAUCAUCAACUGUUUCAAGUGAAACUGGUUCAAACUGCAUUGGUGAUUCCUACAAGGGUGGAAAAUUUUUACUGGAUUUAUAUUCUGGAUGUGGAGCAAUGUCAACUGGACUGUGCAUGGGUGCUUCUUUGUCAGGCUUAAACCUGAUUACAAAAUGGGCAGUAGAUAUCAACAGUUUUGCUUGCGAGAGUUUGAAACUUAAUCACCCUGAAACUGAGGUAAGAAAUGAAGCUGCAGAAGACUUCCUGUCUUUGCUGAAGAAAUGGAGAAGGCUGUGCCAAAAAUUUUCGCUUGUCAUAGCUAAUGAGCCAAUAGAAUCAGAUAAUGACUCGGAAGAUGAGGAAGAGGAUGAAGAUGAAACAGAGGGAGAUGAUGAUGGAUCUGAAGUUCCCACUGGAGAGUUUGAAGUAGGAAAGCUGUUAGAAAUUUGCCAUGGGGAUCCCAAUGGAGUAAAUGCAUCUGGACUCUAUUUUAAGGUGCGUUGGAAGGGUUAUGGUCCAGAAGAAGAUACUUGGGAGCCUUAUGAUGGACUAAGAAAAUGCACGAAGAAGUUGAAAGAGUUUGUGACAACAGGGUUCAAGUCAAACAUUUUGCCCCUUCCAGGAGACGCUUAUUUUAUAUGUGGGGGUCCUCCAUGUCAAGGUGUUAGUGGCUUCAACCGUUUUAGAAACAAGAAGGCUCCAUUGGAAGAUGUGAAAAACCGUCAAUUGUUGGUUUAUAUGGAUAUAAUUGACUACCUGAAGCCGAAGUAUGUUCUAAUGGAGAACGUCGUUGAUAUUCUGAAGUUCUCCGAAGGGUUUUUAGGUCGUUAUGCUGUUGGCCGUCUUGUUUCCAUGAACUAUCAAACAAGAUUAGGCAUGAUGGCUGCAGGUUCUUAUGGUCUUCCUCAAUUUAGGAUGAGGGUCUUCUUAUGGGGUGCUCAACCAACAGAGAAACUGCCUCCAUAUCCUUUGCCAACUCAUGAGGUUCUCUCUAGAAGCAACACUCCUACAGAAUUUGAGGAAUUAGUAGUCGGACAUGACAAAAAGUAUCUCCUACAGUUGGAAAAGGCUCUUACUCUUGCAGAUGCAAUAAAGGAUCUCCCUCCGGCAACAAAUAUUGAGAACAAAGAUAAGAAAGAGUAUGGAACAAAAAGUCCUGUAACAGAGUUCCAGAAAUAUAUCAGACUUGAUCGAGCUGAGACGAUAAUCCACACAGAGAAUGAAUGCACAUGGCAAUCUCAAAUGCUCUAUGACCACCAGCCUCUGCAACUAAACGAUGAUGACUUCGAGAGGGUUUGCCAAAUUCCAAAGAAGAAGGGUGCCAACUUCAGGGACUUGCCUGGUGUACUAGUUGAGAAUAACAGAGUGAAGUGGGAUCCUUCUGUUGAGAGAGUUUAUCUAAAGUCUGGGAAACCUUUGGUUCCUGAGUAUGCAAUGACAUUUGUCCAUGGAAGAUCCACAAAGCCAUUCGGUCGUUUGUGGUGGGAUGAGGUUGUAAACACGGUGGUGACAAGAGCAGAGCCUCACAACCAGUGCAUACUCCACCCAUUACAAGAUCGAGUGCUAACAGUCCGUGAAAAUGCAAGACUACAAGGGUUUCCAGACUUUUAUAAGCUCUGUGGCUCCAUUAAAGAAAAGUACAUUCAGGUGGGGAAUGCAGUUGCGGUUCCUGUAGGAACUGCAUUAGGAUAUGCACUCGGGAUGGCGAGUCAAGGCUUGUGUGAUGAUCAGCCUGUGAUACAGCUCCCUUUUAAGUACCCAAAAUGUCUCAAGAGAGUUGUUAAGCUUGAAGAUGAUUCUGACUAAGGGAAGAAGAGGAAAUGCCGAAUACCCACAUCAUUGUUUCACUUCAUUUAUAGAACACACUUAAGCAGAGGACUGUAUAAUGAGCUGUACCACUAUUGUGCGCAUUCAUUCAUGUGCCGAAUCCUCCUUGCCCUAAGUUUAUUUGCAGUGGUGAAGUUAUUGGUUGCUGCUAA
Molecule: messenger RNA, 2633 nt
Organism: Tarenaya hassleriana
Lineage: Eukaryota; Viridiplantae; Streptophyta; Magnoliopsida; Brassicales; Cleomaceae
Product: putative DNA (cytosine-5)-methyltransferase CMT1
Exons: 20
Coding region: 61-2460 (799 amino acids)
Cellular component (GO): nucleus
Molecular function (GO): chromatin binding; methyltransferase activity
Source: RefSeq, a predicted model, not a curated record